AUGACUCUCGACGUCCUGCACUUUCUUGAUAACAAGGGCGGAAAUGCAGAGGAGAUCCGCGAGUCGCAGCGAAAACGCGGUCUCCCUGUCGAGAUCGUGGACGAAGUCAUCCAGAUGUAUGCCGACUGGGUGAAGAUGGACUUUGACGCCAACGGGCUCAGUAAGCAAGUGAAUGCGAUACAAAAGGAGAUCGCGGCAAAGAAGAAAGCGAAGGAAAAUGCAGAUGAGCUCGUCGCGCAAAAGAAAGACAUAGAUGCUCAGGUCAUCGCCAAACGCCUAGAGGCUAAGGAGUUCGAGCAAAAGAUGCGGCAGAAGGCAUCGACUGUUGGGAACAUCGUUGGAAAGGACGUGCCAGUCAGUAUCACGGAGGACGACAAUCAGACUCUGCGCACAUGGCACCCGAAGGGAGAGGGUGUGCAGGUAGAGAAGAGGACUGAUAUCAUGCCCCAUCAUGAAGUCUUACUCAGACUCGAUGCGAUGGACCUCGAGCGAGGAGCGAAAAUUAGCGGACACCGCGGUUACUUCCUCACGAAUGACGGCAUCGACCUCAACCAAGCACUCAUUUCAUACGGUCUCGACUUUCUGCGCAAGCGCGGCUACAAGAAGAUCCAGCCACCCUUCAUGAUGAACAAGGAUGUCAUGGCCAAGACGGCGCAGCUUGACCAGUUUGACGAGGAGCUGUACAAGGUGAUCGCCGCCGACGACGAGAAAUACCUCAUCGCGACCUCCGAGCAGCCCAUCUCCGCGUUCCACUCUGACGAGUGGUUCGACUCGCCCGAGACGCAGCUCCCGAUCAAGUACGCCGGCUACUCGACGUGCUUCCGCAAAGAGGCCGGCUCUGCAGGGCGCGACAUGUGGGGCAUCUUCCGCGUGCACCAGUUCGAGAAGAUCGAGCAGUUCUGCCUGACCGAGCCCGAGAAGAGCUGGGAGACGUUCGACGCGAUGGUCGCCACGUCCGAGGCGUUCUACCAGAGCCUCGGUAUCCCGUACCGUGUCGUCGCGAUCGUCUCCGGCGCGCUCAACCUGGCCGCGGCGCAGAAGUACGACCUCGAGGCGUGGUUCCCGUUCCAGGGCGCGCACAAGGAGCUCGUGUCCUGCUCAAACUGCACAGACUACCAGAGUCGGAGAUUGGAGGUGCGGUGCGGUCUGAAGGCCAAAGAUCAGGCGCGCAAAAUCUACGUCCACAUGCUGAACGGCACGCUCUGUGCGACCGAGCGUGCACUCUGCUGCAUCGUGGAGAACUACCAGACACCAGACGGUUUGGUCAUCCCCGAGGUGCUCCGCCCAUAUAUGCAGGGUCGCGACUUCCUGCCGUGGGUCAAGGAGCUACCGAAGACCUUGCAGCGGAAACAAGUUUGAUGCAUUUAGAUGACAAUGUUACGAGAUGCGAGGGAGAAGAGAAUCUGAUUUUCUGUACAACUGUCGUAUUACCAGAAGACAUCUUCGCUAUUAACGCACAAC
Molecule: messenger RNA, 1461 nt
Organism: Postia placenta MAD-698-R-SB12
Lineage: Eukaryota; Fungi; Basidiomycota; Agaricomycetes; Polyporales; Adustoporiaceae
Exons: 8
Coding region: 1-1359 (452 amino acids)
Biological process (GO): seryl-tRNA aminoacylation
Cellular component (GO): cytosol
Molecular function (GO): ATP binding; tRNA binding; serine-tRNA ligase activity
Source: RefSeq, a predicted model, not a curated record